AUGGGGCUGGACUUUGCUCUCAAUAUUUCUGAUGAAGCUGUGCCUUAUGGAGGAAAAAGUGCCUUUACCCAACUGGAGCAUAACAUAGUGGCUGCAUAUCUCAUCACAGCAGGAGUGAUCAGCUUGUCCAGUAACAUCGUAGUCUUGAUGAUGUUUGUGAAGUUCAAGGAGCUCCGCACGGCCACCAACAUCAUCAUCAUAAACCUGGCCUUCACAGACAUCGGGGUGGCGGGGAUCGGCUACCCCAUGUCCGCGGCCUCUGACCUCCAUGGCAGCUGGAAGUUUGGGUACACGGGUUGCCAGAUCUACGCAGCCCUGAACAUCUUCUUUGGCAUGGCGAGCAUCGGCCUACUCACUGUGGUGGCCAUUGACCGAUACUUAACUAUCUGCAGACCACAUAUAGGUCAGAAAAUGACCAUGCGCUCGUAUAACCUCCUGAUCGCGGCUGCCUGGCUGAACGCAGUGUUCUGGUCGUCCAUGCCUAUCGUGGGCUGGGCUGGCUACGCUCCUGACCCCACCGGAGCUACAUGCACCAUCAACUGGAGAAACAAUGAUGCCUCUUUCAUCUCCUACACCAUGGCAGUGAUUGCGGUGAACUUUGUGGUGCCUCUUUCGGUCAUGUUUUACUGCUACUACAAUGUGUCUGUGACUGUCAAGAGGUACAAGGCUACAAACAGCCUGGACAGCGUCAAUGUGGACUGGUCUGAUCAGAUGGAUGUCACUAAGAUGUCCAUAGUGAUGAUCAUCAUGUUCCUGGUGGCCUGGUCUCCUUACUCUAUGGUGUGUCUGUGGGCUUCCUUUGGUGACCCUAAAACCAUCCCAGCUCCCAUGGCCAUCAUCGCUCCCCUGUUCGCCAAGUCCUCGACCUUCUACAACCCCUGUAUCUAUGUCAUUGCCAACAAAAAGUUCAGACGAGCUAUCAUAGGGAUGCUUCGGUGCCAGACCCGACAGAGAGUGACCAUAAACACUCAGGUUCCCAUGGCGAUUUCCCAACAGCCGCUGACCCAGUAA
Messenger RNA from Boleophthalmus pectinirostris (great blue-spotted mudskipper), 1011 nucleotides. It is a transcript of the gene rrh, whose product is annotated as retinal pigment epithelium-derived rhodopsin homolog. Gene Ontology annotation, molecular function: G protein-coupled receptor activity. Gene Ontology annotation, cellular component: photoreceptor outer segment; membrane. NCBI's taxonomy places the organism in Eukaryota, Metazoa, Chordata, Actinopteri, Gobiiformes, Gobiidae. The transcript has 7 exons. The coding region runs from base 1 to 1011 and encodes 336 amino acids. The record is from RefSeq and is a predicted model, not a curated record. Gene Ontology annotation, biological process: G protein-coupled receptor signaling pathway; visual perception.